Messenger RNA from Pediculus humanus corporis (human body louse), 378 nucleotides. RefSeq names its product Keratinocytes-associated protein, putative. The transcript has 4 exons. The record is from RefSeq and is a predicted model, not a curated record. Bases 1 to 378 code for a protein of 125 amino acids. Lineage: Eukaryota; Metazoa; Arthropoda; Insecta; Psocodea; Pediculidae.
AUGUUUUAUUUUAGUGUAGGAAAUGAGACAUCAAUUAUUCUUUCAUCCAUGCUUGCGAUUGUACUAUUUUGCGGCAUGCAAAUUUAUCGCCAUUGGCUAGCCGCUACGGCAUUACAAACCAUUUUUGGUGGAUAUUUGUCUUCUAUAUUGUUCGUUCUGAUUUUGACGACGAAAUUAUUUCCGGAAGUAUCUUUUUGUUUAGCGGUAUCACUUUUUGCAGCAAGUAUGAUUCAUCGAGUUUGUAUUACAACAUGCGUACUAUUUUCUAUACCUGCCCUGUACUACAUGAAUAAAUUAUCUCAAAAAGUACAUACAACUCCAGUUGUAGCAACUACUCAUGGAAAAAGAAAAAAUCGAAUAAUUUACAGAAUUAUUUAG